Messenger RNA from Bradysia coprophila, 1614 nucleotides. RefSeq names its product SET and MYND domain-containing protein DDB_G0273589-like. NCBI's taxonomy places the organism in Eukaryota, Metazoa, Arthropoda, Insecta, Diptera, Sciaridae. Gene Ontology annotation, molecular function: protein binding. The record is from RefSeq and is a predicted model, not a curated record.
AUGGAUUCACUGUGGCAAAAAGAAUCGAAAGAUCCCGAAUUGUACGUGAACAUUUUCGAAAGAGUGUCCAACGAAAGUUUCGCUUCGUAUUGGAAACCAACUUCUGAGGCAGUGCCCAACCUCAACCGAAAGAAUAACGAAAUAUCUACACAAUGUCGGAGAGAUGGGAAUACAAAGUUCAAAAACGCAGAUUGGAUGGAAGCAUUGAAUGCAUACAAUCAAAGUUUAUGUUUCGCUGAAAUUGGCUCGGAAAAUGUGAGUUUGGCGUAUGCAAAUCGAUCGGCGUGUUUUCUACAUCUCGAAAUGUACGAUAAGUGUUUAACUGACAUUGAAAUGGCAAAACAAGCCAAUUAUCCGACAAAGUUGGUGCAUAAAUUGGACGAGCGACAUGAAGAAUGCCACAGAUUGAUGACAGCAAAUAAGAGAAGGCAUGAGUUGAGCUAUGAAGCUGACGACCGAUUACCGGGAAUGGCAAAUGUACUCGAGAUACGUUGUGAUAAGAGAUUCGGUCGUCAUGUCGUUGCAAAAUGUGAUAUUCCGGCUGGAAAAACUGUUUUAGCUGAACGAGCGUUCAUUGCACGUUUGUUGAACAUGUGCUACGAUAGCUGUGUGGUGUGCAUGAAAAUUUCCAUGAAUUUCAUUGCUUGUAAUCAAUGUACGUCGGCACUAUUUUGUAACAGUGAGUGCGCAAAUGCCAACGACAUACACAAAAUCGAUUGUGCCGAAUUGCCACCCCAAAGGGAAGGUGGUCCACUGGAAUAUUACUCAGACACAGUGAUUUCCAUUAUAGGCAUAUUUCCGCAUGUCGAAUCUUUGAUCGAGUUCGUGGAAAAUGCUAUCGAUUACGAAUGUAAAGCACCAGACUCACUUAACGACGUGAAGUCCAAACUUCGUGCAUUUUUGCAACUGUCGAAGAACGAUUGUCCAACAGCGAAGAAGGGCCACGAACGCAUAGUUGAAGCUCACAGAAUAUACAAAGGUUUGUUAUUACGAAAAUCAAUCCAAACAAUGUUUGAAACUGAACGAAAGAAACGUUUUCUGAUGCACUUGGUGUUACAUCUCAACUGUGCUAUGAUCAACAACGGUUACGAUGCGGACAACGGAUUUGAAAUGUCGAUCUACAUAAUCUCAGCGUAUUUCAAUCACUCGUGUGCACCGAAUGUGCUGGGAAUAAAUACGCAUCACAGUGUACGAUACUGCCAAACAGUUCGACCAAUUAAAGCCGGACAACAAUUGUUCGCAUCGUACGUGGGUGAUCUAACUGUUGCACCCGGCCAAAAUUCGAUACACGAAAUCGAUUCCGACUGUCGUCAACGAAUGUUAUACGAAAAUUAUGGUUUUCGAUGUGAAUGCGAAAGGUGCAAGCCCAACAUGAGAUCCUGGCAGACGAAUUCGCACAGAAUGCAAUCGAACCGGUUUUUCCAGUGGUUUCAUGCGAAAUGCGAUAGUUUUAUGAAUAGUGGUGUUGGUGCACAGCAAGAAAAAGCUGCCAUGUUAGAGAAGAAAAUGGUUGAGAUAUUGAAUCGAUUCGGUGACAAUCACUGGUGCAAUGAAUUGGCGUCAAUGAUAGCAAGCUAUCAACACUUAAUCAUGAAUUUUCCGAAUUCAGACUAA